Gekko japonicus is the source of this 2184-nucleotide messenger RNA. RefSeq names its product cyclin-dependent kinase 18 (gene CDK18). Gene Ontology annotation, molecular function: protein kinase activity; ATP binding. The record is from RefSeq and is a predicted model, not a curated record. Gene Ontology annotation, biological process: protein phosphorylation. Lineage: Eukaryota; Metazoa; Chordata; Lepidosauria; Squamata; Gekkonidae. The coding region runs from base 176 to 1591 and encodes 471 amino acids. The transcript is spliced from 16 exons. Gene Ontology annotation, cellular component: nucleus; cytoplasm.
CUCCUGCCUGCCUCAGGUUGGUGGUGGGAAUCGGCAGCCUCCAGUUCGGCUCUCUGGGGGGUGGGGGUGGACGACCACCGUGGUGGGAGUGGCCUUUUCGCGCCGCCAGACGGCAACGGGCAAGUGAGCCGCCGUCUGACCGGAUCCCUGCUGCUGUGCUGCUAUUCAGAGUACCAUGAACAAGAUGAAAACUUUCAAGCGCCGUUUUUCCCUUUCGGUUCCCCGGACGGAGACCAUUGAGGAGUCUCUGGCAGAAUUCACAGAGCAAUUCAACCAGCUCAACAACAGGAAGAAUGAAGAUUUGGCACAAGGACAUCUGCACCUGGGACACUUAAGCAGGGACAUCCGGUCACAACCCAGUUCCACUUCGCCUUCAGAAGGUCGGUCCCCAACCACUGUGAGAUACCGAAAUGGCAAUCAGCGCCGCUUUUCCAUGGAGGAUGUCAGUAAGCGCCUUUCUCUUCCUCCAGAGCCUUCUCUGCCUCCAGAGUUCCUACAGAAACUGGAGAUGGAAAGUCCAGAAAUUUCGAAGCCUCUUAGCAGGAUGUCUCGUCGGGCUUCUCUUUCUGACAUUGGUUUUGGGAAGAUGGAAACCUAUGAUAAAAUGGACAAGCUAGGGGAGGGCACCUAUGCUACUGUCUUUAAAGGGCGUAGCAAGCUUACGAAGAACCUGGUUGCCCUGAAGGAGAUCCGUCUGGAACAUGAAGAAGGGGCCCCUUGCACAGCUAUACGAGAGGUUUCCUUACUGAAGAACCUCAAGCAUGCAAACAUUGUAACACUUCAUGAUAUCAUCCACACAACAUGUUCCCUCACUCUGGUCUUCGAGUAUCUGGACAGUGACUUGAAGCAGUAUCUGGAUAACUGUGGGAAUCUGAUGAGUAUGUACAACGUAAAGAUCUUCAUGUUUCAGCUGCUGCGUGGUCUGUCUUAUUGCCACCGACAUAAGAUCCUGCAUAGAGAUCUCAAGCCACAAAAUCUGCUCAUUAAUGGGAAAGGGGAACUGAAACUUGCUGAUUUUGGUCUAGCCAGAGCCAAGUCUGUUCCAACAAAAACUUACUCCAAUGAAGUGGUCACUUUGUGGUACCGGCCUCCUGAUGUCCUACUAGGAUCCACAGAAUACUCUACUCCCAUUGACAUGUGGGGCGUGGGUUGCAUACACUAUGAAAUGGUCACAGGGCGUCCCAUGUUCCCAGGGUCAACUGUGAAAGAGGAGCUGCAUUUAAUAUUCAGGCUACUGGGAACCCCUACAGAAGAAUCCUGGCCUGGUAUUACAUCCAAUGAGGAGUUCAAGGCUUACAGCUUCACGCAGUAUCGAGUCCAGCCCUUGAUAAAUCACGCACCAAGACUGGACACAGAAGGAAUUGAUCUGCUGACGAGUCUACUCUUGUAUGAUGCCAGAAGACGCAUUUCAGCUGAAUUGGCCCUGCGACAUCCUUACUUCAUGACUCUGGGUGAACGAGUGCAUCUCCUUCCUGAGACUGCCUCCAUCUUUUCUCUGAAGGAAAUACAGCUACAAAAAGAUCCUGGCUACCGAGGAUCAGGCUUCCAGCACUCGGCUCGAGGGAAGAACAGGAGGCAAAGCAUAUUUUAAAUCUGGAUUAUUCGAUCCAAGCAACGCCAGGGAGUUCAGAACACUGAGCAGGGAAAGGACCACAUAGAUCCUAUGAAGCCUGUUCCUAGAGUGACGAAGGCUGGUAUCUGCAGCACAGGAGCUCUCCCUUGAUCCCAGGCCACUGCACUGUUGUUGUCCAGAAUUCCACAACUUUCACCAGAUCAAGUCCUGGGGCCUGGUCCAGUCCCUCAUUCUUCAUAUAGCCAUCGGUUCCCCCCCCAUCCCCAGGCGCAAGGACCUUCACCAAGUGAUUACUGCCCCCUGUGUAUGGUCCUGAAAUACCAUGUGCUGGCCAUUGCUUUUAGAGGGAGGCAAAAUGGAGGCGGCAGGCAGGGGCCAGGACAUCACUGCACAAUCAACACCUGCUUUGCUUCUGAGGUUUGGAUGCCCCGUCCUGAUGAAUGUACUGAAUCCCAUCGUUUAUUUUUCUUCAUCAUGAGAUGACGCCUUUGAGGAUUGCCUAGGGUGACCUGCAGACGUGAUGAAUACGAUAUUAACAGUGGGGAAACCCUUUGAUCCACUCCAUGCAGAGCUCUCUGGCUUUGAACUGAAAAAGAGACCUUGAGAAUUUA